Molecule: messenger RNA, 4633 nt
Organism: Monomorium pharaonis (pharaoh ant)
Lineage: Eukaryota; Metazoa; Arthropoda; Insecta; Hymenoptera; Formicidae
Exons: 2
Coding region: 1241-2539 (432 amino acids)
Source: RefSeq, a predicted model, not a curated record
CCCCCCUGUGAGACAAUUACGACAAGUGCGUACGCGAAAUCUGGCCGCGUGAGAUCGCGCAGCUCCGGUCCGGUCUUUCCUCCGUCACGGCGUCAUUGACGAACGAUCCCGCAGUGUCUAUCCCGGAACCGAAGGGAUCGGCGGCGAAUCGAGGCUCGCCGUGAAGAUUUUUAGCAUUUUAUUCGAAACAUUCUUCUCGAAUCACGUGGGAAGGUGCGCGCCUGUCGUGCGCGACACGGCAAUCGGUUUUACAAAUCGGUUCUCGACUUUUCUUUCACCUUUGACUUUUCAUCGUCGCACAACUUCGCGGAAGCUCACAGUAGGAGUAUCCUACGAAGGGAGGUCCCAAUGUUUCUUCUUCGGAUAAUGAUAACCAGUGGUGAAGUAGUGAUAGUGCGUUACGUGGGGAUCUGUUCGUCGCGUCGAUCUUUCGCGGGAGGAUUCUCCUGUGCGUAAUCACGACCGCGAGAAGAGGGUACGCGCGUGAGAUAUAUCGAUAAGGCCAGCGAGACCGACAAAAGAGAGGGAAGAGAAAACGCGAGGUAAUGCACGUCAGCUCUCGCCGAUUAAUAAUCAGAAGGAGGGAAAAAGUGAAAGAAAAAAGAAGAGAGACAGGACCAGCCUAAAUAAAGUCAUUUAAAGAUCGGCCUCAACCGAUCGUCAUCAACGGGGAAACGACCCGCCAGGAUCAUUCGCAGUGUACCGAGUAUCCUCGGCCGCUGUCGGAUAUCGGGCAAAGGAGAGGAUCGAUGUCACCUCGCGAAUCGAUCGCGCGUCGUUUCUCGCCGAGUCGUCGGUCCGGAAUCCGGCGAUCAGCUGAUCCGGCAGAUAAGAAUUGCGCGGCCGUUACCGGGGCGCGCGGUGUGUAACGUGUAAUCGUAAACCGGUGCGACCGACGCGGCAGCCGCAAGAAUGCGAGAGAAUCGAAAGCGCGACGACGGUGCAUGGACGGUAACAGCGGACUGGCAGCCGCAUCCCUCGUUCUCAGCGGCCCACGUCGUCUCGAGGCACCCUCUUCGGAGGCGGAAGUGACCGGAAGUUGGCCUUCUUAAUAUCAAUUGGCAGCGCGCGCGGUCAUCAUCAACCGUACCGACCGAUGACACUUCUCGCGAUUGUUAAACACGGAAUCGCGAGGAGGAUUUACAUAAGAGAUCUAUAAUAAAUCCAGAGGAAACGGCAGUAAUCCCCAACGCGGACAAGAGGGAGGAGGGUAAAGGAGGAAGAGUCGGAUGAGACCGUCAUGCCCGCUGAGAUCGGCACGGGCGGGCAUAGGGUGCUGCACUGUGAUUCCCAUGCCGACCGCCCAAUUGCGAUAUCGAUUUACGUGCCGUCCCCGUCGAGCGAUGAGCGCCGAAUCAAUCGCGUAAACUCGCCCGUGAAAACGGUGUUCAACGAUGACAAAUUGAACGAGUCGCAGGGAGAAGCUCCGAAGGAUCAGCCACAAAAGACUGAACGUCGCGUGAGAAAAGCGGAGUCGUCAGACCGCGGGCGCGGAAAGAACCCAUCAUGUAAUCACGGUGAAAGUUCACCCACGAGGAUUCUGAGAAUCGCUGGCAAAAAGGAAACGGUCCAAGGCGGACGUCACUUCCUGGCAAAGAGUGGCGCGUCGCAGCGGCAACGAAGGGGAGGGGGAGGAGAGGAGGACGGCGACGGAUUUCUCGGAGCAUGUCGCGCGUCGAGGGAAUCUCCGUACGGGAACGAGGAUGUCACCAGGGACGAACGUUUCUCGGUCACGUGGAGCUCGCGGGAGGACGCGGGCGAGGACGGGAGGCUCGUGCGAGGAACGGAGUCGCGGCUGCACCGGGACGACGGGACGGAGCGAUAUCGGCUCGCAGUAGCGGAUGUGAGGGUGAACACGAUCGCGAGGCGUCGAAGUCUCCGGAAUCGAUCCUGGACGAGACCACGGCCGUCGUCGUCCCGCGGGAGUAGGGCGGCUCUCGACGCGGAUCUGAUCGGCGAUCAGCCGCGAACUACAGGGGGUGAUCCUCCUCUCUCUAGUCACCACUCGCGCGCUAUUCGCGCGGAGGUAGAAAUCUAUGGGGACGGACGUCGAGACGUCGACGAGAGGUUUCUCGGCGUGAAAUUCGGUAGUGAGACGCGGACGGAUGAAGACGAACGAUCGGACGAUCCGGGACGACGUGAUGUACGCCCGGAGGACAGGCGGGAUAAGAGGCCCGGCCAGGAUUCCACGGACAGGAAGCGGCUCGAUCGCGUUCGCUCUUUCCUGCAGCUGGCCGUCCUCGUCUUCCUAAUCGCGUUCGGACGAUACGGGCCGCUCGGCUCGUCCAGUGUGCUUGGAGUCAGUGCUAGACCGGUCGCGAACGGCUUAAGUGUUUUGGGAAUUAUCGGUGCAGUGAACGCGAGGUCAGUCGAUCUGACCGGCGACGCGGGUACGCGGGCCGAGAGAUCGGCCAAUCUCUCUCACAUCACCGGAACCUCGAGGAAAAUACAAAUGUAUAUCAUGAACCGGCACCUGCAGAUCCUGCCGGAUGGUACGGUGAACGGUGCCAAGAACGACAGCUCGAUCUAUACGUUUUAAUCAAAAGGGAAUGAAAUCGUCCUUUUCGAAAGGACGAAGAGAAAAUGUGAGAAAAUGAGGAUCGAGGCCCAGAACAACUAUAAAUAUAAAACCGACGACUGAAACUCUGGAACCCCUGCAGCUGAUAGCACUUAGCUCCCAAUGGCACACGUAGCAUGCUGCGCGGUUGAUUGGCCCGGUGCUUUUAAUUGAAAUAUCCCGGACGUAAGUAACUCAAACGAACGUUGAAGGAAUGCUAAUGAUCGUUUAAUCGAUCACUUAUGUACUGUUCUUUAUCCUCGUAAACGGACAUAAUUUCUUUUAAUCGAUUUCUUUCUCCUUUCUUUUAGAGAAAAGGUGAACGUACGAGAAUAUAAAGUUGUUACUUCACAAUUGAAUGCUCACUCCACUUCUUUCUUCGAGACGCGAGGAAAUAAAACCUUGGAUUAAAAGUUAAUGUAGGAAGGAAAACGUACGCGCGUAAUAAAGAUGUUCGCGGGACUGUAUAUCUGAUUUCUUAUCUGCAAUUGAUAUGACUAUCGCGAGCGAGAAGAUUGCCGUGAAAUUACUGCUAAGUGAUUUGAUAUGGUAAUGUUGUAUGUGCACCGCGGAGCUUAGAAAUGCGAAGUAGAGAAUUAAAGGCGCGAUAUUGCAUGAUUAACAAGCCCGUGACGAUUUGCGGGCUACAGCCGCGGUGACCGCGUGUAAUCGAGUAUAUUUGCACUGCUAAAUAUCUGCCAGAUUGCUAUAAUAAUUACUAUGCAAUUAUGUUGCCUUUGAUUUAUCGCUCGCGAUUGCGAUAUGCAUCGGGAACGACGGACGGUCGGUUCCGCUUGCGCUAUCAGCUGUUAAAACCGAGCGAUUAAAGGCAGACCAGCAAAGUGAGACCUUUCGCGAAUGUGACGAGGAGCUAUCUUGAUUAACGGUAAACCCGCGAUUGUGGUACGCGGAAAUUGUUGCGUAUUCGCAAUUGGCGAUGCGAACUCGCGGUCGCGAAGGCGCCGGAAGGCGUCGCGUCGCGCCGUGCGCCGUCGAGUUAUCUCGACGCGACCAAUCGGCAAGAAAUACGAUCGGCUGAUUAGAUUCCAAAAUUAGUCGAUGGAAUUCCGCGCGCGACAAUUAGCGAGAACCGGCGUGGCGCAAUUAUCGCCCGAUAGUCCGGAUUUCAAUGUCGCUAGACGCGACUUUUUCCGUCACGUGCGCGACAUGUUAAAAUCGAAUAGCGCGAUCUGCAUUAGGAUGUGCAUCGAAUAGUUGAUCAUCGACAGCUGCUAAUCCCAGGAUUAUCCUACGAUGCAAAUCGUAAUAAUAAUUAUCUUCUAUUAGACAUCAAGCAAAACUGCAAAACUAAUUAUCACGCGAAAUCAUUUUGUAUCGACUCGAUUCUGCCAGAUUAGGGUGCAAGGUCGCUCUCCUUAUGUCGGAUUCUAUCGAAUGGAACGUGUUCGCGUGCAAUAUGCCAAGUCAUCGAAGCAUUCACAGGUCUGUCGAUGAUAAAUGACUUGGAGUUACUUCCCCGACUGUCAUCGAAAAAGUUGCGAUAAUUAAUUGCUAUGAGUGUAACUUGUCACCAUGCAAAUCGUUUCAUAAUAUUUAUAAAUUAUGGAAUGAUCUACAAAUAACAAUAUGAAGAGAGUAUAUGGCUAAAUGGAUAAAGAUAGUGAAAGAGUAUUAUUUAAAACUAGCAAGAAGAAUACAAAUUGACAAUUGGCAUUACAAAAACGACGUUUGAAAACCACGAUAAUUUAAUAGAGAAAGCGGCGACGCACCUAGUACGAACAAAUGAAUGAAUUUUGCAUGCGGGAUUUCCGAGAAACAACUUAGCACGCAAAUCUUAAGACAAAGGUGCAGUGAUUCACUCUGUGAAGCCAAUCACUUGUAUUGAAAUCGAUAAAGAUAACGUUCUCGUAUCCAAUUCCCUUAUUCUAAAUUCGUAAUUCGAUAAUAUUGUAUAUCUGUCAACGACAUAGAAACAGCCAUUUCCGCAUGUGCGAAGGCGUUAUGUGCUAGAUGUAACUUCCAAGAAAACUAAUACGUCUUGUGGAUAUAUAAGAGAUAGGUCUCAAUAAAGAUAUCUUCAAGAUAUUUUUAAAAGAUGUCUAGAAGUAAAAAAAA